AUGUCGCUACCAGCAGCAGCUUCUGCGAAUGCCGCCGCGUCGGCAAGGAGAAGAGGUCCUAACCUGAAUAUUGUGGUUACAUGUCCGGAGUGCAAAGUUUAUCCGCCCAAAGUCGCCGAACGUUUCAGUGAAGGUGACGUCGUAUGUGCUUUGUGCGGGCUGGUCCUUUCCGAUAGAAUAGUGGACACGCGGUCCGAAUGGCGUACGUUUUCGAAUGACGACCAGAACGGUGACGAUCCAAGUCGUGUUGGUGAGGCCUCCAACCCGCUUCUGGACGGUAAUCAUUUGUCUACAAGAAUUGGUCAAGCUCAGGGUAGCGAUGCCAAAGUUACUCGGGAAUUGAGCCGCGCUCAAAGUAAGAGUAUAGUCGAUAAGAAGGAUAAUGAGCUUCAAGCAGCCUACGCAAAAAUUACAAUGAUGUGCGACGCUGCGGAACUGCCCAAAAUUGUUAAAGAUUGUGCAAAGGAAGCCUACAAAAUCUGCUACGAAGAAAGAGCAUUGAAGGGUAAGUCUCAAGAAAGUAUCAUGGCCUCAGUAAUUCUAGUAGGAUGUCGGAGAGCCGAAGUUGGAAGAUCCUUCAAGGAAAUUCUGUCGCUGACAAACGUCAAGAAGAAGGAAAUUGGAAAAACAUUUAGUAUUAUAAAGAAUAUCUUGAGAGACAAGAACGCAAAUGGCUUUGCUAAUAUCGAUACAACUACAAUAUCAUCGGGGCAAACCUCGGCAGAGACUUUUAUUCCAAGAUUUUGCUCUCAUUUGGGACUUUCUGUACAGAUUGCCAACGCAGCAGAAUAUAUUGCGAAACAUUCAAAGGACAUCAAUGUUUUAGCCGGUAAAUCUCCUAUAACUAUAGCUGCGUCCGCCAUUUAUUUGGCGAUCCAGCUUUUCAAGGUCAACAUAUCAGCCACUCAAGUAUCUCAAACUUUACAAGUCACCGAAGGUACUAUUAAAGGUGGUUACAAAAUCUUAUACGAGUAUAGAGACAAGGUUGUCGAUCCUCAACUGAUUGCCUCAGGUAAGAUCAACCUGGACAGUUUGUCCAAGGUUAGUGAUAAGGCUGAGAGAGUUUCUGAAUAA
Messenger RNA from Lachancea nothofagi CBS 11611, 1074 nucleotides. The record is from the annotation of a GenBank genome assembly. NCBI's taxonomy places the organism in Eukaryota, Fungi, Ascomycota, Saccharomycetes, Saccharomycetales, Saccharomycetaceae.